AACAUCGCCAUGGAUGGAAGGCAGAUGAUUCGGGUUCUUCUCUUUGGACUUAUUUCCUGUAAUCUCUGCUCCAUUUCUGCUUUAACGCUGGAGACGAUUGUACGACCUGGAGACAACAUCACCCUCUACUGUGACUGCACCCGGUCCACUGGAGUACAUAUAGUAUGGUUUAGAAACUGUUCCCAUGAACACCAGCCGACUCUUGUAGUGAAGACAGUUGGAGACAUAGAGUAUGUAAAGGAAAGGGAAAACUUGUUCCCUCAUUUUAAAUUUUUAAAGAACGAGUCGUCCAACUCCUAUGACCUGCUGAUCAUAAAUGUCACUGGAUCUGAUGAAGGACGUUAUUACUGUGGAACAACUGAGCCAAAGGUGGAGAAAGAUGAAAACAUGAAACAUUUCAUGAAAAAUGUCUACAUCUAUGGAAACAUCACCACAAGGAUCACAGUCUAUGCAGGGACAGUGGAGGAGUGGGGUUUGUGCUGGAAGCUGCUAUUCUCUGUCUGUCCUGCUGUUUUUAUUCUCUCAGCUCUCUUCUCACUUUUGGUCUACCUGCAUUGCAUGAAGCAAGCAAACCCUGAAGCUGAAAAUACAAGGUGUGACAUUUCCAGAAAAAAAGAAGGAGGAGAGGAUCAAAAUGUGUGUUACGCUGCCCUAGAAAUCCAUGCGCCAUCACAAAGAGCAAAGAGGAAGAAGACCAUCCAAAGUUCAGAUUUCAGUACCUACUCUGCCAUCAAGAGAUGAGGAGAUUCUUACUAAACACAGAAACAGAAAAAGAUAGAAAAAAGAGCUUGUUAUGUUAUUCUUGUUUUUAACUUCCUCCCAAACUAAAGGCAAAAUUAUUUUUAAAAUGUCAUCAUAACUUGUUUUCUUUUUCUAGCCAGCUUUGUUUUGAUGUAAUUCC
Molecule: messenger RNA, 901 nt
Organism: Cyprinodon variegatus (sheepshead minnow)
Lineage: Eukaryota; Metazoa; Chordata; Actinopteri; Cyprinodontiformes; Cyprinodontidae
Exons: 5
Coding region: 10-741 (243 amino acids)
Source: RefSeq, a predicted model, not a curated record